Messenger RNA from Salmo salar (Atlantic salmon), 1496 nucleotides. NCBI's taxonomy places the organism in Eukaryota, Metazoa, Chordata, Actinopteri, Salmoniformes, Salmonidae. The record is from RefSeq and is a predicted model, not a curated record.
GAGAAAGUUUGAGAGAGAUCAGAAGAAGAAGAUAUAUGGAAACAGAAGCAAAUUGACAUGGAGAAGGAGGGAAGAGAGAGGGAGAACAAGAUACAGAGAAAGAUAGAAGAGAUACACAGACGACAACAAGAGGAGCGACAGAAACAAAUGGAGAAAGAGAAAGAAAGGGAGAAAGACAAUGAGAAUCAGGGAGAGAUGGAAUUAAAAGAUCAGCAACAGAAAAAGAUGGAGAAAGAAAAUAUGAUUAUGAGAGAGAGGGAGGAAGCAGGAAGAAGAAAUGAGGGGCAGAAUGAACUGGAGAUAGAACAGGAGAGAGAGAUGGAAGAAAAGCAGGAAGUGAUUAUUAAGAAAGCAGAGGAAGAGUACAUGGAAAGAGAAGAGAGAGGAAAGGAAGUAAGCAUGAAGAAAGAUGUAGUAGUUAAUGUUAAAGCUAAAGCACGGGAAGUCUUCAAUAGACGUAAAGAGAGGAGGUUAGAAGUGUUGAAGGGGGAACGAGAACACAUAGAAAGAGGACAACAAAUCAGGAGGGAGAAGGAGGAAAGACGGCUGGAGAUGGAAAGAAAACAGGAGAGGGCAAGACAACAAGAGGAGCAGGAUAAAAAACGAGAGAUUGGAAUUGCCAGACAGAAAGAAAUGUUCAGACUAAGAGAGGAGGAGAGGCAGAGAGAGGAAAAGAGAGAGGAGGAGAGAAAGAGAGCCAUUGAAGGCCAUUUAGCUUUAAUCAGAGAGAGAGAGAACAUCAUAAAGGCAAACAUAAGAGAGGAGAUGUCAGAAGAGGAAAGAAGAGAGAUCCCUGGGAAUUACAAGAUGGGUGAGACAGAGAACAGUGAAGAGGAGGAGGAGAAAGAAGAUGACAAGGAGGACAUUCUCCCACCUGAUAAAAGUAGCCGAAGGAGAGCUGUGGACUGGGUGAAUAAGAAGUGGGAGAAGAGGAACCUCAAAAAGAUCGAGAGAACGUAUCAGAGAGAGGCUGAGGAGGGCUAUAAGAUCGUCCACAUAGCCAUCCCUGGACACACAAGGCUAACAUCCACCAUGACCCGGGCAGAGAGAGAGGGAGAAGAGGAAGGAGCUGCUGAAGGAUGAGGAGAGAAGGAAGAAGUUGGAGGAUUUCAAUAAGCAGUGGAGAGAGCAGUCCCUGCUUAAAAAAAGGACUCAUCAGAAACUGAAGGAGGAGAGGGAGAGAGAGAGGAUAAAGGAAAAGUACCUGGAGCAGAUGAAUCUGGAGGCUGAUGCUCAAAUCAACACCCGGUGUCCAACCACCCAACACAGCCACGAUUCCAACCACGGUCAGGCAUUGCCGGGAUGGGCCACAGGCCAACAGGUAAGCCAAGAGCCUGUUGGAUCUGGAGAUGGCCAGCAGGAGGGGCCAAGGAGGCAGCAGGCAUGGGCAGAGAACCAGGAGUGGAGUUCAGAGAACCAGCAGGAGUGGAGUUCAGAGAACCAGCAGGAGUGGCCAGAGAACCAGCAGGAGUGGCCAGAGAACCAGCAGGAGUGGC